This is a messenger RNA of Neolamprologus brichardi, 910 nucleotides long. Lineage: Eukaryota; Metazoa; Chordata; Actinopteri; Cichliformes; Cichlidae. The record is from RefSeq and is a predicted model, not a curated record.
GCCCAUUACUUUACUACUGGAGUCAGCUGCGGCUAAGGAUAUGUCCUGCUUAAUAGCAGGGUACUGCCGAGUGUUUGUUGACCCUGACCUCAACGUCUUUCCCUGGAUAGAUGACUCCAAGAAGCACAGAAUCUCUGCUGAGGAAGGUUAUGUUUCACGGUGUGGCAGUGACUCCGAUGAAUCCUCAGACUUAGACAUGGAACCGCUGGUCAACCUGGUGUCUGACAAGAAGCCCCGCCUUCGAAUCAGAUCUUCAUCAGAUCCAGAUGGACGGAACAGAAAAGACAGUCGGAGAAACAACAAGGAUGAGAGUGAAAGGGGAGAGAAACCUGGCGAGGAUAAAAGACUAAAAGAUGAAAAGGGUUCUGACACUAAAACAGAAAAGUUUCAGCUCGAUAAGAAUGACGAGAAUGAAAGCUCCGAGCACAGGAAGGAGGUGAAGAGCGUGCAGGAUUGUGGACAAAUAGAGAUCCACGUAACGGACAAUGAUUCGGGGAGACAUGCUAGACAGGAAGGGGAGAUGGGAUGUGAAGAGGAUGUGCGAGCAGCAGAGGAGGAGCCGUCUGUAUCAGAUUCAUGUCAUACGGACUCUCGUGUCCUCACCAGCGUCUCCAGUGACACUCUCGAUGGCCUGGAGGAAGAUGACUUGAUAUCAUGCUCCUCUUCCUCUAUCCACGCCAGUGCUGCUUCACAAAGUCACGCCAGUGUCCACUCUUCGUUUCACCUUCACCCUUAUUCUCAUGGGCACGUACAGCCUCACCUGCUUGCCCCACCACCUGCGCACUCCCAUCCCCUGAUUCACCUCACAACUCCUGACAGAGGAGGAGGAGGGGCCUGCAGGAGAUCAGGCGAUGGAGCCGAUCCCCAGCUCACCUCACCCGUCUCCACUUCUUCUCAGAGCCUUGCUGAU